Cherax quadricarinatus is the source of this 1902-nucleotide messenger RNA. NCBI's taxonomy places the organism in Eukaryota, Metazoa, Arthropoda, Malacostraca, Decapoda, Parastacidae. The record is from RefSeq and is a predicted model, not a curated record.
AGUGAGUACCCCACAGUCUCCUCAGUAUCAGCUGAUCCGUGGUGGGGGAUGGUUGUGGUAGCUGGUGUUCUUGACAUACUCUCUCCACUCGGCCACUAGCUGGUCACCGAUUGUUUCUAGCCGCUACUGCCAUGAACACUGGAGUGUCCCAGUUUCAUAUUUAUCAGUGUUGUGCUGGAUACAAGAUAAACGUACCAAAAUAGCAGAAAUUUAAAGUAUCCAGGUGAUGCAUUAGUAGCAGCAGUGUAAGUUGUGCAGUGCUCAGUGUUACUUUCACUGUGAUACACUCGCUGCUGCUGCUGGCAGCGUCAGGUUAACCAUCGGGAAGAGUCUCUCAAGAAGGAUGCGUUGCUCCUGACGACCCCUCCAGGAGUGUUGGUGUAUAGCCCCGGCCGCGACCUGCCUGUGUGGUGGGCGUGUGGGCAUGGUGGGCAUACGGGCGCGGGCAGCAUGUACCGCGCAUGGGCGUGGCGGGCGGUUCAGUGCAUCACGUGUAGCUGGUUCAACCCGGGCGAGAAGGAAGACGAGGAGAGAGUGGACGAGUGUGGAUGGGUGCGGGCGUACAUAGAGCGCCGGAGAUCACGCCCACUCGCCCACUCAUGGCACCAUGAGAGCCGCCUCCAGCUGGGCGUGCACGAACACCUUCCAGAUGAACAUCACAGCCACCACCCACAUCAUCUCCACGUCAGUGAGCUGGGCUACAACCACGCCCACGCUGACCUGGGCUACAACCACGCCCACGCUGACCUGGGCUACAACCACGCCCACGCUGACUUGGGUUACAAUCACGCCCACACUGACUUGCCCUACAACCACGCCCACACGACUGACCUUGGCUACAACUAUGCCUACGAACAGGAGGUGGGUUAUACGAACGAGCUUAGCAACCACCACAGUGAGAUCAUCCUACAACCACAACAUACUCCUCCCCACGAUGACACCUGCAACAGGAACAACAUCAACAGUCUCCAGACGCUCAAAGAUGAGAUGGCCGAGGUCACAGCGGAGAUGGAGGCGCUGGACACGGGGGAAGACAGUAAGAAUAAUCCAAAGAGUAAACAGAUGAGCAUCGGGAGGAAGAAGUUCAACAUGGACCCUAAGAAAGGAAUAGAGUACCUUAUCGAUCAUGGCCUUUUGAAGAACACUCCUGAUGAUAUUGCACAGUUCUUGUAUAAAGGAGAAGGACUGAAUAAGACAGCCAUCGGAGACUACCUUGGGGAACGUAAUGACUUCAACCAGUCAGUUCUUGACGCCUUCGUUUGCCUCCAUGAUUUCACUGAUUUAAUCCUCGUUCAGGCUUUAAGACAGUUUCUGUGGAGUUUUCGUCUGCCUGGUGAAGCACAAAAGAUUGAUAGAAUGAUGGAACGUUUCGCCCAUCGAUACUGCGAGCUCAACCCCUCGAUCUUCCAGCACCCAGAUACAUGUUUUGUGCUGUCAUUUGCAAUCAUUAUGUUGAAUACCUCUCUGCAUAAUCCUGCAGUUAAAGACAAACAAACAAUUGAACAAUUUAUUACAAUGAACAGAGGCAUUGAUAAUGGAGAUGACCUUCCUAGAGAACUCCUUGAGGUCCGUGAAGUGCAAGACCGCAAUAAGCCUAAUUGCUUUGAGCUGUAUGCUACAUCAACUGAUUUCAUAAAAGCAUGCAAGACAGACAGUGAAGGCAAAGUGGUAGAAGGCAAGCACACUGUAUAUCGCAUGUCUGCUGCAACUCCAGAUGAAAAGGAAGAGUGGAUUAAGUGUAUAAGACAAAGUAUAAGCCACAAUCCCUUUUAUGAUAUGUUGGCAAAGAGAAAGAAGAAUAUUCAGAAGAACAGCAGUCGAUAAUCGUGGGUAAUGGGGCACACUGUGCAUGUGAAUAUUUAGUGGACAUGAAUAGAAUUGUUGAAUGGUCAGUAUUUUCCA